GUUUCCGACAGAAACAGAUCAGAGAUGGAUUAGAUCGAGAAAAGAGGAAAAAAGGAAAAAAGGAAAAAAAAAAAACCAAACAAAAAGGAAAGGUUGAGAUCUGAAAGAAGGAAGAAGCUAAGAAAGAAAGAAAGAAAAAAAGAAAGAAGGUGGUGGAAGCAGAUAACAUGUCUGCGAUUGUUUGCGGUAGCAAGAGAUCUCUGUUCGAGGAUUUGUCCGCCGCUUCUUCUUCUUCUUCUUCUUCCUCGCCUCCCGUCUCCAAGAAACUCCGUUGCUUUUCUUCCUCUUCUCCCCCUCGUUUCCCUCCUCCUCCCUCCUCCUCCUCGCUCCUCCUCAAUCACCUCGCCGCGAUUUUCCCCGAUAUGGAUCAUCAGAUUCUUGAGAGGGCAAUUGAGGAAUGUGGAGAUGAUAUCGAUUCUGCUAUUAGAUGUUUGAAUCAGCUUCGUUUAGAAUCAACCAAUAAGAACUCAGAAUCAUCUAUCCAGGAGGAAGCAAAAGUUGAAGCUCCUCAGCAGCAGCAGCAAGGGAAGGAGGAAGUCUUGAACAUGGAUGGCGCUGAGUGGGUUGACCUCUUCGUCAGGGAGAUGAUGAAUGCUUCAGACAUGAAAGACGCGAAAGACCGUGCUGCGAGAGCGUUAGAAGCUUUGGAGAAGUCAAUCAAGGCACGUGCUGGUGGUGCCGACGCAGCGGCGGCGGCGCAGAGCAGUAGUCUCCAGCAGGAGAACUCGAUGCUGAGGCAGCAGUUGGAAGCUAUCGUCCAGGAGAACAGUUUACUGAAACGAGCGGUGGUGACGCAGCAGAAGCGGCAGAGAGAGAGCGAAGAUCAGAGCCAGGAGCUGCAGCAUCUGAGGCAGAUGGUCACUCAGUACCAGGAGCAGCUGAGGACUCUUGAGGUCAAUAACUAUGCUCUCACGCUUCAUCUGAAACAAGCGCAGCAGAACAACGGGUCAAUCCCGGGACGGUUUCAUCCUGACGUGUUCUAAUGCUAUUUGGAAGUCGAGAGGAAUGCUCAGUCAGACGUAUAUCUAAUUUCAGUUUGCAGUGUUUGUUGUAUGUUUCUUCUUCUUCUUCUUCUUCUUCCCCGUUGGCUUGUGACUUAUCUUUAUUAUACAUGAAUUAUGGAGUGAUUGAUGAA
Raphanus sativus (radish) is the source of this 1135-nucleotide messenger RNA. RefSeq lists its product as uncharacterized. NCBI's taxonomy places the organism in Eukaryota, Viridiplantae, Streptophyta, Magnoliopsida, Brassicales, Brassicaceae. The record is from RefSeq and is a predicted model, not a curated record. The transcript has 2 exons. Bases 168 to 983 code for a protein of 271 amino acids. Gene Ontology annotation, molecular function: protein binding.